UUGUUAAAAUUGUCGAAGCAAAACGACGCUUGACGUGGGACGCGCGUCGCUUUUUUAUUUUGCAAACGGUUCUCCGCGAGUGCAAAUAUAUAAAUAUAAUACAAAUGCUCGUUUACUGCAAGUUAUUGCUUGUACCAUAAAUAAGGAAAAGCUGCCAAAUUACCGGUGCAUUAAACGAAAUUAACUCGCCCAAGCUGCAGCUUCGUCGUUGUCGUCGUCGUCUGAAGAAAAAAGCCACAGUCAAAAAUUUUGAAUGGGGCAGUGUAGCGUCUAAUAAAACGCAUAUACACACAAACAACCACACACGUAUGUGCGUAAGUGUGUGCGUGUGAUUGUAUACAGCAUGCAGCAGUAAACAAGACAGCAUAAUAAUAAUAAUAAUACUUAGUGAAAUUUUGCUUCCAAACAUAAAAGUUGUAGUUUCGGACAAGAAAAUAACGCGGUUUUGAGCUAGUGUUAGUGUUCAAAUUAAUACAAUUGCAGCAGACAAAAACGCAUACAUACAAACAUACAGCACGCACUUAUUGGAUUAUCACAACAACAACAACUACAUCGUCAACAAUUGACUUCCGUUUCUAGAGCGCUUCCAGUGUCCUCUUCCAUAUCAAAUCUUCCUUCAAUUGUGCCAAAAUUGAAGUGCAAAUGACGUCACACUUUGUUACACUUUGAUCAAAGUUUCAAGUCUUAGUUUUUUCAUUGCUUAACAUCAUCGCUGUCAAAGUUGUCAAUUUUCGUAGUUUGCCAAAUAGAUUAUGUUAAAUGUGUUGUGUGCUACGCCGUGCCUGAAAACCUCCUCGUAAAUCAAAACCUCAAACAAGAACACAUUUUCAAUAAUUAAUAUACAAUUUCUGUGUGUUUGCUAACGUGCUAAUGCGUUUGGAGUAAAACGCAAGUCUGCUUCCUCCAUCGAUAUCCUCGCUAGACACACCCACUAACACUAACUACAACAACAACAAUAACAACACCAUCAUCAUACGUCGCAGCUGAUAAACAUGAGCCUUAACCAGCACAGUGGUCCCGGUCCGCCAGAACUCGCGAUGAAAUCGUGCGAUCAAGUGGACUCAACGUCAUCGCCAUUUCUUUGGCCACAUCAGCAGGAGCAGAGCACAGUGGGAAAGUUCAGCUCGUAUCGCGCCUCUUCCGGUCCGAUGGAAUCCGCCGUGGACACUGUCAAUGUCAAUGGCAAUGGAUUCCUCCCCCCGCCGCCUGUGACACGCACCAUUUCAUCGGAUCGCCUUGUCACUGGCCCUUCGUGUCGUGCUCUUCGCACCGCCGUCUCAGCAUUAUAUUCUGUCGAUGACUUUGUCAAGGAGAAAAUCGGCUCCGGUUUCUUCUCUGAGGUUUAUCGGGUCACACAUCGUACAACUGGACAGGUGAUGGUGCUGAAAAUGAAUCAACUGCGAGCAAAUCGACCCAAUAUGCUGCGAGAGGUUCAGUUGCUUAAUAAAUUGUCUCACGCCAAUAUAUUAAGCUUUAUGGGUGUCUGCGUGCAAGAAGGCCAACUGCACGCGCUGACCGAGUACAUCAAUGGGGGCUCCCUGGAGCAACUGCUGGCCAACAAAGAGGUGGUGCUUAGCGCUGCCCAGAAAAUAAGACUGGCGCUGGGUAUAGCGCGCGGCAUGACAUAUGUUCACGACGCGGGAAUAUUUCAUAGGGAUUUGACAAGCAAGAAUGUACUUAUUCGUCAACUCGCAAAUGGACAAUACGAAGCUGUCGUCGGUGACUUUGGACUGGCUGCAAAAAUACCAGAGAAAACCGGCAAAUCACGGUUAGAGACUGUUGGAUCGCCCUAUUGGGUGAGUCCGGAGUGCCUGAAGGGACAAUGGUACGAUCAGACGAGCGACGUCUUCUCGUUCGGCAUCAUUCAGUGCGAGAUCAUAGCGCGCAUCGAAGCUGAUCCGGAUCUGAUGCCACGCACGCCAUCGUUUGGCCUCGACUACUUGGCGUUUGUGGAACUCUGUCCCAUGGAUACGCCGCCUGUGUUUUUGAGACUGGCCUUCUACUGUUGUCUGUAUGAUCCCAAGAGUCGCCCCACUUUCCAUGAUGCGAGCAAGAAGCUCACGCUGCUGCUGGAGAAAUACGAGCAGGAGUCGACGACGUGUGCGGCGAGUCCCUUGAGUUCCCUGGAAUUGAUCACUUGCUCGCCCAUUGGCAGCGACACCGAGAACACGAUGGCACCCACAGUGGGCACCAUUUGCACAGCGCCAGUGGGAGCGGUGACAACGCCUCGACAUCGUCGCGACGUCGAUGAGGAUGGCUUCCGUUUCCCGAGCACGGGCAUCGGCAUCAGCUGCAAGUCUGCGUCCGCCGCAUUGCCUGGCACACCGAAUUGGCUGCCUGAGAACAGCAGCGAAUAUGAUGAGCAUAUGCUGAAGUCUCGCGUGCGUCGCGUCACCCAGAAACUGGAGGCCGAGAUACUGCUUCAUCGACGUUCGCUGAGCGAGAAUAUCAUACACUUUCCACUGCAUACGUCCCCCAGCGACAAGGCGCGUUGCCAUCAAAUGCAGCGCCAACGCUCCUCGACUCAUUCGCCAACGCCGCCGCGACAACUGGCCACAGCUGCCGUGUUGCUGCCGAUGAAUAAUGUGCCGGAGCCACCGCCAUUGCCGCCGCCAGUUUCGGCGGUGCUGACGCUGCGCAAAGUGGGUGAAACGAUGUGCUUGAAGGAUCCGCAGUACAAGCCAUCGUCCAAUAAGGAUCACAACGGUGCCAAACCCAAUCCGUUUACGGCGCUGGCGCAGCUUCGUGGCGUCAAGAAGAUACUCGGCGCCAAUCCAAAGACGUAUGCAGCUGGAGUUGGGGAUUUGUUCAGUUCGUGCUUUGAGAUGUCGGCGCCGUUCUUCAAGGAACUGGUUGCCAUGCAGGGCAAGCAGUUGGCCAACGAAAGCGAAGCUCCAGCGGGAACGGGAGCCACGUCGUUGAUGCCGCCCUGUGGCGAACCAAAGAGUCUGCCCGUCUCGCCGCAGCUGACGCGCAAAUACAGCGCCAUCGAGUUGAAGUUGCCACAACGCAGCAGCAAUGCCACAGCACCAACAGUUGCUGUUGCGCCUGCCGAGCUUGAUGACUGCGAUGAUUCGGAGGGGGAAGAUCUCGAUGGCGGUGGGAAUUGCGCCGACGCAGAGUCGAGCAGCGAUGACAGCGCUGUGCGGCCAUCGACGAUUCCCGCCGCUCGCAAAUAUCGCGCCAAUUCAUUGUAUACGCAUCCGUUGUUUCGCGGCAGCAGCGGCACCAUCAUCAAGUACAGCAACAGCGACAUGGAACUGAAAGGCAGCACGAGCUCAGGCACUCUGACAACUGCUGUCACGUUGCCCGUCGAACUCUCGAGCUGUGCCACCGAUGACGAGAAGUCGAAGGAGUUGGCGAAUAGCAACAGCAACUCGAAUAUGGACAACGUUGCAUCCAGCAGCACGACACCAGCCACGAGUUGCGCUGCGCAGGCGAAGGAGACAUCGACAUCGACAUGCACUUCAUACACGGAUCUGGAAUUGAAUGAGCUGAAAAACUCAUGCGAGUUGUUGCCCCUCAAAAGGAAUGUGACGCGACGCGACUCCAUCGAGAGUGGCUUCUACUCCUGUUUCAACGAGGAGUCGGAUGCGGCCAUCACCAACACUAGUUACAAUCGGCAACUGUGCGGCAUUAGCUCGCUCAGCAACUGCUGCUACGACCAGUUAAAGUCGCAAUUCAUGCUGGAGACGGGCGGCAACAACAAGCUCAAUGACAAGCUGGCGAGUUUGUGCCGUUGCUGCUACUAUGCGACGCCCUCAUCGACAGCCGCCAUUGUGGCAGCCGCUGCUGCGGCACAGCAGCAAUCACAGUUGCCACAGCAACAACAGCAGCAGCAACAACAACAGCCACACACGGAUUCGCCCUCUACCUCAUCGUCGGUGCUGUUGGUUGACAACGAUGCCGCUGCCAUUGCAGGCAACACAUCAUCCUCCACAGCGCUGGACUCCAUGGAUGAACUGGACGCCGAGAUAAUUGCACCGCGGACGCAUCAUCAGCGUCGCUAUACGUGUCAUCACGCUUUUGUUAGCGGCAAUGUGAGCGAUGGCCAGAUGACGGCCACGGCUGGAAUAUUGAAUCGUUUGGCUCUCGACUCCGAGUUGCAUUCGCUGCUGCAGCGCAGUCCGUUUGCCACGAAUCAAUUGCUCUACUGCAAGAAUCGCACAUCGUCCAUCUACACGGACAGCUCCGAUGACAUCAGCUCCGAUUCGCUGCUCUGGGAUGAUCGUUCGUUCACUGCGUUGCCCAGCACACGAUCCGCACAGAUUGCCAAGAUUGUGGAGUACUUUGAGCGCAAGCGACAGGAUUUAUCGCCGCCUUCGGUGCAUCAUCGCAAUGGCAAUGGCAGUGUGGCUGCUGCUGUGGCUGCCUCAGCUUUGGGUUCGAGUUAUCUGUCCUACGAUUCGCAUCAUUAUUCGGACUUUAAGCGGCAUUUAAAUACGGACUCGCUGUGCUUUGAUCUGGACAAGAAGCCAGCGCAGCAGCGAAUGAUGGUCUGUGAGGGAGCCGUCAAAUCCAAGUUGUCCAUAUUCGACAAGAAGAAGCAACAGCAGCAACAUCAACAACAACUGCAACAACAACAGCAAGCCAUGGGCAACGGACAGGGAAAUUAGCCAGAUUUUUGGCUUUUCAUUCGAUGUUGUUACUUUUUAUCAUUUCUAGGCAGUUUGUUGCUCCCUCCUUUGGUUUCCUCUUAAUGCCAAUUGAAUCCUUGCGUUUCAACCCGUACAACAAGUAACACAACACUAUAUAAAAUGCGUAAAAAUUUAGUCCUUAAAAGAAAAUUUGUGUGUGUUUUCGGAACAUCCUUUCUAAUAUUUUAUACUGGUUCCUAGUCCUUUUUUAUAUUUAUGAAUUAUGUAAAGCAAAACUAGUAAAUGUUAUUAUGAAUGUAA
Messenger RNA from Drosophila sulfurigaster albostrigata, 4898 nucleotides. RefSeq lists its product as uncharacterized. Gene Ontology annotation, cellular component: cytoplasm; nucleus. Gene Ontology annotation, molecular function: ATP binding; protein serine/threonine kinase activity. The record is from RefSeq and is a predicted model, not a curated record. NCBI's taxonomy places the organism in Eukaryota, Metazoa, Arthropoda, Insecta, Diptera, Drosophilidae. Gene Ontology annotation, biological process: protein phosphorylation; actin cytoskeleton organization.